GGACAGAAUAACUUUUUGAAAGAUCUACAAUUUGGCAAACAUGUUGUGCACUGUAAGCAAUCUACAUCAGUGGAGUCUGGCUCUCUUUUUGCUUUUAGCUCCACUAACUCUUUAUGGAAGGCCAUUUGAUACAUAUCGGAGCAGAAUACGGAGGUCAGUAAGUCAUGCCCAGCUAAUGCAUGACAAAGGGCGCUCCUUGCAGGAGUUGAAGCGUCGCUUGUGGAUACAGGACCUGUUAGAGAAGGUGCAUACAGCUGGUGAAAGUGAUCCGCACAUGAGCAGGACAUCAAGCCAAACAUACAGUGGAAGUUCUGUCCCUCAAAAGCCCCAGGGAGCUACCAAAGACCUUUCAGAGAGGUUUGGGCUAGAUAGCCCUGUACUACCUCAAGAGACCAACAAGGCUGUGGCAUAUAAGGACCAAACACUAAAGCUGGCCAUCAAGAAGAAGAAAAAGGUGCGCCUUGGCCGACGCAGAGAGAGUGACAAGAAACGACGGAAAACACGGUCAGUCAGAACAGAUGGUCUUGGAUGAAACUCAAUAGAGUUCUGCAUUGACAAUGAAACAAGUUCAAGUGGGCUGAGGUUGAAGACAUUCAAUCUAUGAUACAAGUGACUGCAGAAG
Molecule: messenger RNA, 622 nt
Organism: Periophthalmus magnuspinnatus
Lineage: Eukaryota; Metazoa; Chordata; Actinopteri; Gobiiformes; Gobiidae
Product: parathyroid hormone-related protein-like
Exons: 3
Coding region: 41-532 (163 amino acids)
Biological process (GO): regulation of chondrocyte differentiation; osteoblast development; adenylate cyclase-activating G protein-coupled receptor signaling pathway
Cellular component (GO): extracellular region
Molecular function (GO): peptide hormone receptor binding; hormone activity
Source: RefSeq, a predicted model, not a curated record